Messenger RNA from Ctenopharyngodon idella (grass carp), 1815 nucleotides. RefSeq names its product gastrula zinc finger protein XlCGF57.1-like. The record is from RefSeq and is a predicted model, not a curated record. Lineage: Eukaryota; Metazoa; Chordata; Actinopteri; Cypriniformes; Xenocyprididae. The transcript is spliced from 3 exons. Bases 166 to 1497 code for a protein of 443 amino acids. Gene Ontology annotation, biological process: regulation of transcription by RNA polymerase II. Gene Ontology annotation, molecular function: DNA-binding transcription factor activity; RNA polymerase II cis-regulatory region sequence-specific DNA binding.
CUUUUAGUCAGUUUGCAACUCGCCAGUAAAUCCACAGAAGAAUAACACGCCAUAAGGCUGCGCCGCGCUCCUGUGUCUGAUGUGAUUCGUCUGAAGAAAGGACAGAGGGUCCGAACAAACUGGAAAACUCUUUGUGAUACAACUGAGAUCCACGUGACGUACAAAAUGGCGUUCGUUAAAGAGGAGAGUGAAGAAAUGAAGAUUGAAGAAGCAUUCAGAGUGAAACAAGAAGAUACUGAGAAACAAAUAGACUUGAUGGUGCCGAAAGAGGAGGGUCAAGAGCAGAAUGAAAUCAAAGAUCAUUAUGAAAAACAUCAUGAUCUCAUGACUGGAAAAAAGACCUCGCAAAAAAGAGCUAAAAAGACAGGAGUUAAAAAGUGUUUCACCUGCCAGCAGUGUGGAAAGACUUUUGAUCAACGUGGGAACCUAAAAGUCCACAUAAGAAUUCACAAUGGAGAGAAGCCUCACACCUGCAAACAUUGUGGAAAGAGUUUUAAUGAAAAAGGAAACCUUAAUGUUCACACGAGAAUUCACACUGGAGAGAGGCCUUACAUCUGUCAACAAUGUGGAAAGGGUUUCACUCAAAAAGGAAACCUUCAAGUCCACAUGAGAAUUCACACUGGAGAGAGUCUUUUCAACUGCCAACAGUGUGGAAAGAAUUUCAGUGGAAAGGGAAAUCUUAAAAAACACAUGAGAAUUCACACUGGAGAGGGGCUUUUCACCUGCCAACAGUGUGGGAAGACUUUUACUCAAAAUGGAAACCUUAAAAAGCACAUAAGAAUUCACACCGGAGAGAAGCCUUACACCUGCAAACUAUGUGGGAAGAGCUUCACACGGGAAGUAGGCCUUAGGUAUCACAUGAACAUUCACACUGGAGAAAAGCCGUUCGUAUGUGGUCAGUGUGGAAAGAGUUUUAGCCGUAAAGAGACCCUUGAGACCCACAUGAGGAUUCACACUGGAGAGAAGCCGUUCACGUGUGUUCAGUGUGGAAAAAGUUUCAGAUGUAGAGAAAACCUUAGAGGACACAUGAGGAUUCACUCCAGAGAGAACUGCUUUAUAUGUCAUCAGUGUGGAAGAAGUUUUACAGACAUUAAUCGCCUUAAGAAUCAUGUAAUAACUCACACAGGGGAGAAGCCUUUCAUAUGCCAUCACUGUGGAAAUAGUUUUACAAGUGAAGGGAAGCUUAAAACUCACAUGAGACUUCACACUGGAAAGAGGCCUUUCACGUGUCUUCAGCGUAAGAAGAGUUUCACAUAUCAAAGAGACAAGAAACGUCAUUUGCAAAUUCCUUCUGGAGGAAAGACAUUUAAUUGUGAUCAGUGUGAUAAAAAAUUUCUUUUGCCGGCACACUUACAGAUACACCUGAAAAGUCACACAGAUUUGAGACCCUAUUCGUGUUCUUUGUGUGGAAAAAGUUUCAAAUGGCUCAGCGAUUUAAAAUGGCAUCAGAAAAUACGUAUCUGUGUGAAAUUAAGGCUACGUUCACGCCGCAGAUGAAUGUGGGACAAAUUGGAUUUUCUUCUCAAGGUGUUCCAUUGUAUAUAGGCGUCGCUCCAUUCCAUAUAUGGGCCGUUCUACAGAAUUGGUUCAAGGUCAGAGUUGGAAAACGUCUUGAAAAAAAUUUAUCUUUUUCCACAGAUUUUGUAUGUAUGCAAAUUAAAUAAUAUCCAAGGUACUCAUUUCUAGUAAUUGUGCAGUUAAUUCUCAUAUUCUAUUUUCAGAAAAUGUCACUACCGAAACACAAUAAUAACUUAAUAAGAAGGGUUAUAUUGACUUAAGAUUUUGUUUACAUCAGCCUUGUAAAUAUAUUUUUGC